Molecule: messenger RNA, 2032 nt
Organism: Suillus paluster
Lineage: Eukaryota; Fungi; Basidiomycota; Agaricomycetes; Boletales; Suillaceae
Product: cytochrome P450
Exons: 10
Coding region: 258-1718 (486 amino acids)
Molecular function (GO): heme binding; iron ion binding; oxidoreductase activity, acting on paired donors, with incorporation or reduction of molecular oxygen
Source: RefSeq, a predicted model, not a curated record
AGAUCAAAAAAAGUGGUUCAUCCGGUUGCAACGCCUUACGCCACGUUACGACAUGCCUCUUACGACCAGAGAUUAUCUCUAGAAGUCAGAACGAAAUGAGCAAGGCGUUAUACACAAAUAUAACAUCUGCCAGGACUGGACUUCACACCUAAACUUUCAUCCCUGCCUAACCUUUUCAGUCCAGUCAAUCCCACUCUUAUCAUCUGAUCGCUCACAACCCGCCGCUCUUUACUUCCUUACCCUCUCCUAGUCGUACCAUGUUAACACUCACCAACAUUACUUGGCUGGACCUAUGUCUUGCCGGUGUCGGAGUAUAUCUGGUCAAGCAGGUUUUCACCACCAAGAAUCCCGCACCAUACCCCCCUGGCCCGCCCGGGCGACCUCUCAUUGGGAACAUCCCAGACAUGCCUCAGGUCAAGCCCUGGCUCACUUUCACCGAGUGGGGCAAGAAGUAUGGUGAUAUCUCACAUGUCGAAGUUCUCGGUCAGCACAUCAUGGUGCUGAACUCUGUCAAGACCGCGGUAGAAAUGCUGGAAAAGAAGAGCUCUGUCUAUUCUGAUCGUCCUGUUCUUCCUAUGGGUGGCGAACUUGUUGGCUGGAAGCACACUCUAGUUCUUCUCCCUUACGGCGACGUUUUCCGCGAAUACCGCAAGAAUUUCCACCGCGUCAUUGGCAGCCGUGCUGCAUUGGAUACCUACCACCCGAUCGAAGAGAUUGAGACCCACCGAUUCCUGAAACGCGUACUUGCGAAACCCGACCAACUUCAGGCACAUGUUCGACAGUAUGAGAAUAAUGAUCCCUUUGUCGACCUCGCUGACCGCGCUGUCGACCAAUUCUCGCGGUCCACGGCUACCGGUGCCUUCAUGGUUGACAUUAUGCCGUCCUUGGCAAAGGUUCCUGAGUGGCUCCCCGGUGCCGGUUUCAAGCGUGUAGCCCGUGAAUGGCAUGAGACUCUCGAAGAAAUGGUCGCGUCACCCUACAAGUUCGUCAAGGAUCAAAUGGCUGCUGGCACUGCCCCUAAGUCUUUCACCUCGAAUCUAUUGGACGGCCGUACUUUGUCUGCCGAAGAGGAUCACAUCGUGAAAUGGUCUGCUGCGUCCCUAUACUCCGGUGGCGCCGACACGACGGUUUCCGCAAUAUACUCGCUUUUCCUGGCCAUGACGCUUUUCCCCGAUGCGCAGAAGAAGGCUCAGGCUGAAAUCGAUGCCGUAGUUGGUCCUGAUCGCCUUCCUGCUUUCGCCGACCGCGACUCCCUCCCCUACACUGAGGCCCUUGUCAAGGAAGUUCUCCGCUGGAAUGCCGUUGUUCCUACCGCUAUUCCUCACCGAGUUACUGAGGAUGACAUUCAUAAUGGGUACUACAUCCCCAAAGGCUCCUUGAUAAUACCUAACGUUUGGUUCAUGCUUAAUGAUCCGCGGACAUAUGCUAACCCCUCGGAAUUCAACCCUGAGCGCUUCUUAGCGAAAGACGGCAAGGAGCCUGAGACCGACCCUCGCACGAUCUGUUUCGGGUUUGGCCUCCACCUCGCUGAUGCGUCUGUCUGGAUAUCUGCUGCGAUGUCGCUUGCCGCAUUUGAUAUUUCCAAGGUUGUCGAGAAUGGUGUCGAGAUCACCCCUGAGGUUGAUCCGUCAUCAGGUACAAUCAGCCCUUCAAAGUGCUCUAUUAAGCCCCGCUCUGCUAAUGCCCUUGAGCUCAUUCAGCAAGAUGCUAACUACUAAGCGCACGAAGAUGAGACUGGAGAGACACGGGGAUCAUUCCUUGCCGUGGGUGGCAACUCACACUUGACAUGCUUCAUAAUUUUGCAUCUUGCACUCAGAGGUUGUGCGAGAUAAUUGGUCCUGUAUCGCGAUAUCAUAUAUGUCAUCUUGCUUCAUCUUGUACAUGUUGGAAUAAUUUUACGAAGUGCCAAUGAUAUUACCGUGACUCCGCCCCCGUUCAGGUCCAGACUACCUUUGCUACAUUCUGGCAAUAUUAAUGGAUGUACAUGCAAAUACUUGGCCUACCAACAAAUACACAUGCUCUGUCUGACAAC